AUACUAAUGGGGUUCAUUUCUGCUGUGCCAGGACGGGAACUCCUCCUCCAUUGUCUCUUUGAGUGGGUGUGGAAGCAGAUUCUUUUUUGGCUGCAGAAAGCGACAACCAUUCAGUUACUUGCAGAGACAGGAGCCUGGAAGGGGCUGCCGGGCCGGUGCCCCUCCAUCUCCACCACCCGCUUGCCAGGCUGGGCCUCCCAGCUGCUCGUGCACAGCUCCUCUCCUCCCUCUCCGCCUCUAGGUGGUCCCGGUACUGGGAACUCUCCAGUGGCCCACGCCUCCCGGACUCUGCCCAGCCACGUCCCCAGCCCCCCCAGGGGUCCCCCGCUCAUUCUCUCGGCUCAUCUUGUUGGUUUCUCUCCGGGGUCACCGUCUCCCUUUCCCGCUAGAAAGUCAGCUGCACGAGACCCGGGCUCCCACCUGCCCAGUUCCCUGCCGGCUGAGUUCGCAGCCGCACGCAUGACGGGCACGCAGCAGGGGUUCCAGACGCCCUGGCCGAAGGAGUCUGGGAGCUUCUCACACGCGCCCCCUUCUUCUCACCCCUUUCAAGCUGGGGGCUCUGCUGCCCGGUUCCCAGGGUGCCCAGCUCGGGUGCCAGGGCGGGGGCCUGUGGGCGGCGCCUUCUCCAUCACGGGGUUGAUUUUCCCCCAGUCCUUUGGCGGCAGGAACCUGAAGCGCGUGGGGGUCAUCCUGCAGCGAGGCAUCCUCAUCCUGCUGCUCUGCUGCCUCCCGUGCUGGGCCGUCUUCAUCAACACCGAGAGCCUCCUCCGACUCCUCAAGCAAGACCCCGAGGUCUCCAGGAUGGCCCAGAUUUACGUGAUGACUUUAAUUCCUUCUCUUCCUGCAACAUUCCUGUUCCAGCUGCAGGCAAAAUAUUUACAAAAUCAGGGCAUCAUCCUGCCUCAGGUGAUCACCGGCAUCGUGGCCAACGUCCUCAACGUGGGCAUGAAUGCCCUCCUGCUGUCCGCCCUGGACCUCGGGAUGCAAGGAUCAGCCUGGGCCAACACCACGUCCCAGUUCUUCCUGUGCGCUCUGCUCUUCCUGUACCUGCGGUGGAAGAAAAUCCAUGUCGACACGUGGGGCGGCUGGACCAUGGACUGUUUCCAGGAGUGGGGGUCCUUCAUCCAGCUGGCCAUCCCCAGCAUGUUCAUGGUGUGCAUCGAGUGGUGGACCUUUGAGGUUGGAACCUUCCUUGCAGGACUGAUAAGCGUGACAGAGCUUGGCGCCCAGGCCGUGGUUUAUGAACUGGUUACUGCAGCCUACACGGUGCCCCUUGGCUUUGGCGUGGCAGCCAGCGUCCGGGUGGGCAACGCGCUCGGGGCAGGGAAUCCUGAGCAGGCAAGGCACGCUGGUGUCACCGUCCUGCUGUGUGCAGGUGUUUGUGCCCUUGUGAUAAGCACCGUCCUUGCUGCUUUAAAGGAUGUGGUUGCCUAUGCGUUUACCAGAGACAAAGCGAUCAUCUCCCUUGUGAGCCGCGUGAUGCCGAUUUUUGCUCCCUUUCAUCUAUUUGACGCACUUGCAGGCACCUCUGGCGGAGUCCUGAGAGGCACUGGAAAACAAAAGAUGGGGGCCUUCUCGAAUGCCAUUGGUUACUAUGUCUUUGGUUUCCCCCUCGGAGUAUCCCUGAUGUUUGCUGCUCAUCAUGGGAUAAUAGUGGCUGCACCCGAGUCCAUGCCCGCCGGAGUGCAGGCGAGCGCGCUUUUCGCCACAUCCUCACCGGCGCGUGCUGUUCACGGUCCCUUUGAGGGCGGCCACUCUGACAGGUGUGCGGUGGUCGCUCAUUGCGGUUUGGAUCUGCGUUUCCCUGGCGACGAGCGACGCUGAGCAUCUCUUCAUGUGCCUGUUGGCCAUCUUUAUGUCCUCUUUGGCAAAAUACCCAAGCAGUUCUGCCCAUGUUUUAAUUGGGCUGUGAUUUUGGUUUUACGAUGUUGAGAGAGGCGGGUUUCCAAGGGGGUUCUGAGCACGCUGGGGGCUCACACACUCUCCCCAGUCUGGAAGCUCCCGGUGGGGGUGGGCUCGCACCAGACUUGCCAUCAAGCCUGGAGCCUUCAGGGCUGGAACGCUCUUCCCUGACCUCCGCCCCCGCUUCCUGCUCCCCCUGGGCCCGGCUCGCCCUCCCCUCUGCCCGCGGGCCCUGCCUGGAGCCCCACCACUGGCCCGUCUGCCCUCCGCCCGCACCCUCCUCCUGGCGGGGCUGCAGGUCACGGCUCGGCCCGCGUCCUGCUGGGCGCUGGUCACUCUUGGCAGCGUCGUGUUUGCUUGGCCACCGGGUGUCUCCCCAGGAGCUCCUCAGCCUCGUGAGGGCGCUGACGCCCUCGGCCUGUUCCGUCCCGCGUUUCCAGCCCUUCCACCACCACCCAGCCCAGACAGAGCCCGGAAAUACUCGUCGGGGCCGCAUAUAAAGCAGCCGCCAGUCCGGGGGGCGCUUUUUAUUGUGACUGAUGGACCGACUGCCCCGGAGAGGCCGGGGCACGCAGGCGGCUGGUCCUGGUCCCUGAGGACCGCGCGUCUCGGGGCGCUGCUCCAAGUGCCGCUUGCCGUGUGGACGCCGCGGGGCCGGGCCAGCGCUGCGCGGACGGUCGCAGGAUGGAGAAGAGCGCGACGGGGUCCCUCGCUCUGCACCCGCAGGUCUCUGGUCCGGGCUGACGGUCUGCGUCUCCCUCCAGACCCUCUUCUACCUGGUGCACAUCUGGAGGACGGACUGGACCAGCGCCGCCCAGCAGGU
Messenger RNA from Phacochoerus africanus (Common warthog), 2725 nucleotides. RefSeq names its product multidrug and toxin extrusion protein 2-like. Bases 7 to 1824 code for a protein of 605 amino acids. The transcript is spliced from 12 exons. Gene Ontology annotation, biological process: xenobiotic detoxification by transmembrane export across the plasma membrane. Gene Ontology annotation, molecular function: antiporter activity; xenobiotic transmembrane transporter activity. NCBI's taxonomy places the organism in Eukaryota, Metazoa, Chordata, Mammalia, Artiodactyla, Suidae. Gene Ontology annotation, cellular component: membrane. The record is from RefSeq and is a predicted model, not a curated record.